CAAGCAGCAAAAAUGUUACGAGAAUUAGAAAUUACGUCUACAGUUUUCUUGAACUUUGGUGUAUACUUCGCAUUGGCGGGUUGUUAUUACAGAUCGUACUAUAACAGUGGUGACGGGGCAGUAGAUGGAAUUAUCAUCGGGGUGUUUGUGGCUAUUGGAUUGCUGAUAUUCGUCUUUGUCUGUGUUUGUAUCAAGAACUGCAAGGGAGUUCACAUCCGAACGAGGUCGCGAUUCGGAUGGCCAGUCGCGAAUUUAAAUAGCGCGGUGACGUACCAAAAUACAGUUCGACAAACAAGAUUGUUUCAUCAACAGCCAUAUCCAACUACUACACUGAAUAAUACAACGGCUCCCGUCCAAACACAUCUAUACGGAAACACGCAUGUUCAGUACGGGAUACCGCCACCCUUCAAUGCACCGGUACCGUACAGCGCCACCUAUACAGCUCCUCCGCCGACCUAUUCUUCUGUGUUCACUACGCAUGGUCCAGUGGGUAAAAUGUAAACCGGUUCACUCCUUCGUCUGAGGAAUCUGGUACUUCAAAGACAUAAGAUGGAUACUUGAUAAAGAGAUCACUAGGGCUGGUAAAAAUGAUGAUUGGUUAAUUCAAUCGUGGUCCUCAAAUGAAUUACAUUUCUGAAAGAUCUCGUAGUUUCCGCACGUUGAGCACCCCCUUGCAAACAGUAUACUCGUAUUCUUAAUUAAUACAUUUAACUUCGGGUUUUUGUCUCAAAUCAAUAUAGUGAAAUAGGAAGAGUGCUAAAGGUUUGUGUUAAAUCCUAUGGGAAAUGAAUAGCUACCAUUUGCCCAACCAUGCAAUGCAUAUAUCUAUUCAACAGGGAACAUCAACGUGUAGUGUGUUGGAAAGUUUAAAUGAUAAUCUUAUUAAUCUAACUAUAUUGUUAGCAA
Messenger RNA from Ostrea edulis (European flat oyster), 906 nucleotides. Its product is annotated as cysteine and tyrosine-rich protein 1-like. The transcript has 4 exons. Bases 13 to 501 code for a protein of 162 amino acids. The record is from RefSeq and is a predicted model, not a curated record. Lineage: Eukaryota; Metazoa; Mollusca; Bivalvia; Ostreida; Ostreidae.